This is a messenger RNA of Choloepus didactylus (southern two-toed sloth), 8296 nucleotides long. RefSeq names its product acyl-CoA dehydrogenase family member 8 (gene ACAD8). The coding region runs from base 666 to 1799 and encodes 377 amino acids. Lineage: Eukaryota; Metazoa; Chordata; Mammalia; Pilosa; Megalonychidae. The record is from RefSeq and is a predicted model, not a curated record. The transcript is spliced from 12 exons. Gene Ontology annotation, molecular function: acyl-CoA dehydrogenase activity; flavin adenine dinucleotide binding. Gene Ontology annotation, biological process: lipid metabolic process.
AGCCCCCGUGCCCGGCCCCGCGCCGUCUGCGCCCGGGCUCCUCUGCCUGCGGAGCGUUCACUUUUGUGCCCCGGCCUGGGGCCCCUGUCGGCGGAACGCGCCCUUUACGCCCGGAGUCCCCUGUCCGCUGAGCGCGCUCUUUGCGCCCGGAGUCCCUUGUCCGCGGAGCGCACCGUUUGCGCCCCGAGUUUCCAGACCGCGGAGCGCCUCCUUUGCGGGCGGGUCCCGUCUGUCCAGUCUCCCCGGGCAGUCACCCGGCCAAACCCCGUGUCGUGCCCACAGAGCACCCCCUUUCCGCCCGCGGGUUCCCAGGCCCGGCCCGUGUCCUCGCCCGCUGUCACUUCUCGGUCUCUGGUCUGUGUUUUGCACUCCUCUGCGUCGGCUACCCAAGCUCCUCUGGCUGCCCACUAACAUCUGGGCAUGCGAGGGGAAGACUUGCCCUCUGAGACGUGUACCCGAGUUCCCGCGUUAGUGACAGCCCGGUGGUCCCCCCCGCGCCGGUAGAGAGUCACCUGCCAACCCGGAGGGGGCUUUCUGAAGAGAAACUGAGACGCGGAACGACUUUGAUGCCAUACAGAUUCAUACUUGUUACUGAUGCUAUUCAUAAUUAUCUUCCUUAAAUUUGGUUUACUUUAUGAACCUCUUGGAGUAUCACGCUUCCUUCCAUGGGACUAAAUGAAGAGCAGAAAGAAUUUCAGAAAGUGGCCUUUGACUUUGCUGCCCGGGAGAUGGCUCCAAACAUGGCCGAGUGGGACCAGAAGGAGCUAUUCCCAGUGGACGUGAUGCGGAAGGCAGCCCAGCUCGGCUUUGGGGGGGUCUACCUACGAACAGACGUGGGUGGGUCUGGACUGUCACGGCUUGAUACUUCCGUCAUCUUCGAGGCCUUGGCUACAGGCUGCACCAGCACCACAGCCUAUAUUAGCAUCCACAACAUGUGUGCCUGGAUGAUUGACACCUUUGGAAAUGAGGAGCAGAGGCACAGGUUUUGCCCACCGCUCUGCUCCAUGGAGAAGUUUGCUUCUUACUGCCUCACGGAACCAGGAAGUGGGAGUGAUGCUGCAUCCCUUUUGACCUCGGCCAGACGACAGGGAGAUCACUACAUCCUUAACGGCUGCAAGGCCUUCAUCAGCGGUGCUGGCGAAUCGGACAUCUACGUGGUCAUGUGCCGAACCGGGGGACCAGGCCCCAAAGGCAUCUCUUGCGUGGUUGUUGAGAAGGGGACCCCUGGCCUCAGCUUUGGCAAGAAGGAGAAAAAGGUGGGGUGGAACUCCCAGCCAACUCGAGCGGUGUUCUUUGAAGACUGUGCUGUCCCAGUGGCCAACAGGAUUGGAAAUGAGGGGCAGGGCUUCCUGAUCGCCAUGAAUGGACUCAACGGAGGGCGGAUCAAUAUCGCCUCCUGCUCUCUGGGGGCUGCCCAUGCUUCAGUCAUCCUCACCCGAGACCACCUCAAUGUGCGGAAGCAGUUUGGGGAGCCACUGGCCAGCAACCAGUACCUCCAGUUCAAACUGGCUGACAUGGCGACGAGGCUGGUGGCAUCGCGACUGAUGAUCCGCAGUGCAGCGGUGGCCCUGCAGGAGCAGCGGGAGGAUGCGGUGGCACUGUGCUCCAUGGCCAAGCUCUUUGCCACAGACGAAUGCUUUGCUAUCUGCAACCAGGCUUUACAGAUGCACGGGGGCUAUGGCUACCUGAAGGAUUAUGCUGUCCAGCAGUACGUGCGGGACUCCAGGGUGCACCAGAUCCUGGAAGGUAGCAAUGAAGUGAUGAGACGGCUUAUCUCUCGAAGCCUGCUCCAGGAGUAGCACCCAGGGCCCAUGGACCGGCCUGGUGCUAAAUUGCAACCCGAGUCAGUGUUGAAUGGCCCAUGUGGACUCUUCUGUGAUGGUUGGGUCCUGGAGGGAAGCUGAGUUCCUCCCAGGGGCCCUGAUCUGUAGGCAGCAGCUUCAGCUCCCGGACACUCCCGGACAGGAGCACAGUCCUCAGCUACCAGCAGAGGGAGCAGCCCCGAUCAGGAAUCUCACAGUCUGAGACCUGUGGCCUCGUCCUCCUGAUGACUCCAGUAAGGGAAUGGCGCAGCUCACCAUCGGGCCAAAGCCACGCCUCGGACGCGCAUUGUCUUCAUUGGUCUGUAGGUCACUGGUUCACCAGAUCCCUCCUCUUCUAGGGACAGGGGUGCCCCCACUGAGGGCUUUUGCCGAUUAAAAGCAAAGGUGUGGGAAGUGGGAAAUGGAGAGAAGAUGUCCUCCUCUCCUUUUUUGGUUUCCUUUGUAGCACUCCUCUGAAGGGGAGUCAAGAUAAAAUGAGUCUUCGGGACAUUCUAACCUGUGAUUGAAGGUUUGUCUCCACUUCUGGAGAACCGGAGUAUUGGGCUGAGAUGGCGGUUGCUUUUUUUUUUUGUCUCUUUUAGAAGUACGUAGUGUCAGAAUGAUAUUCAGGGUUUCUAUAGCUUCCUGAUAAGUUAUUUGAGCAUAUUUUUUCCUGAGUUUUCUCUUUUUUGAAGUUAUUCCUUUUUUUAAAUACUUGUAGCCAUAACAUUGAUAAAUAAAACCUACUCCUCUCUGUACUCUCUCUGGUUCUACUUAAGUUGGUUUUUAUUUUAGCCUUUUAAGUAAGCCUUUACAACCAUAUUUUUUAUUGUUAUGUUUGAUUAAAUGCUUGACUGGAUUUUGAAAUAAUAUUAAAAACCUUUCCUUGACCAAUUUGCCGUCUAAAAAAUAGGCCCCCUAAAUUUGUAGUAGCUUUGCAGACUUAUUGUUUAUGAUUUAUGAAAGUAGAUUUAAAGUAAUAUCCAAAGAUGGGGACUUUCUGGAGAACCCUAUUAUAAAUGAUCAUGAUAUUACAUGGUCCCCUCUUUUGUGUAGAAAAAAUAUGCAAAACUUUCUGUUAACAAGUCAGUGUUUCAUGAGACCAAAUUGUGCUUCUUUAGCUACAACAGAGAUAUAUUUUUUGGAAUGUAUGCUCUAGGUAGGAACCGUAUUGGUCACUGCAGGGGGAUAAGGCACGGGUAUUCUGUAAAGUCUAAAAUAUGUUUGUGCCAUCAAAGAGCUUCUUGUAAUAGGGGAUUAAGACAUAGCUUCACAGUUUGGAGGUUCCUCAGAAAGCUAAGUAUAGAAUUGCCACAUGACUUGGCAAUUCCCCUACCUGGUAUAUGCCCCAAAAAACUGAAAGCAGGUACUUGCACACCAAUGUUCAUAGGGGCAUUAUUCACGGUUGUCAAAAGAUGGAGGCAACCCAAGUGUCCAUUAACCACUGAAUGGAUAAAUAAAAUGUGGUAUGCACAUACAAAGGAGUGAAGUCCUGAUACAUGUGACAACAUGGACAAAUCUUGAAGCGAUCAUGUUGAGUGAAAGGAAAAAUUUUGUAUGGUCUCCUGAUUUGAAACAAUUAGAAUAAGCAAACUCACAGAGUCAGAAUCUCAAAUAAAGGUUACCAAGGGAUGGGUGGGGAUAGCGAAUGGGACAUUGGGGCUUCAAAUGUGCAGGGUUCCUGUUUGGAACAAGAAAUGAUUUGGUAAUGGAUGGUGGUGAUGUUAGCACAAAAUUGUGAACAUAAUUAACAGCACUGAAAUAUAUAUAUCUGAAUGUGAUUAAAGGGGGAACUUUAGAUUUUAGAUUGUAUAUAUAAUAAAAAAUUUAAAAAAAAUCCAUGGAACUACACUACACAAACAACCCUAAGUUAAACCAUGGGCUAUAAUUAAUAGUGCAACUAAAAAAUGUGCUAUUGUCAACUGUAACAAAUGUUUCACACCAAUGCAAGGUGGUGGUGGGGUGGAAUAUGGGAAUCCUGUAUUUUAUGCAUGAUUGUUCUGUAAACCCACAACUUCCCUACCACUACUACUACUGCUAAAGACAUAACCAACAGUGCAAGGUUCCCACAUACCUGCAUAAGAGACCGAGAUAGUUGGCAGGAGGGCUGAGGUAGGAAGGGAUUCAUGGGGAAGGUAGGAAUUUAAGCAUCUAUCAAAAUGUGUAAUAUCUGUGCUGGUUUGAAUCUAUUAUGUACCCCAGAAAAGCCAUGUUCUUUUAAUCCAGUCUUGUGGGGGCAGAUCUAUUGUGGGUGGGAUCUUUUGAUUGGGUUGUUUCCAUGGAGCUGUGACCCCACCCAUUGAAGGUGGGUCUUAAUAAUUUGUUCAAUGGAGUCCUUAGGAGGAGCCGAGGGAGAAACUUAGAAACAGAAGCUGAGCGAGACAUUUUGGAGAAAGCCAUUUUGGAAUCAGAACCUGGGAGAAGGACCAGCAGAUGUCGCCAUGUACCUUCCCAUGUGACAGAGGAACCCCAGAUGCCAUCAGCCUUUCUUCAGUGAAGCUUGAGCAAACUGGAACAAUAUCCAAGAAGAAUCAAGAACUCCACUCAGGCAGAGGAAAGAGAAGAGUUAAGUGGGAGCUGUUUGUGCUUUUAUUUAAUUGUAAUUUGGAGUUGGCGUGGGAUCCAAAGAAAAUGGAAGUUGAGUCUGGAUGGAGCAUCAUGAAAGUCAAAGUGGGUUUAUUUGGUAAGGAGAGGAGAAGGUUUUUAUGAGGAAGAUGUGAGGAGACUAAUGCGUCCAUAAGAACAUUCUAGAAUGCACUUGUGGGAUGACUGGGUAGGGAGAAACAGAAGGCAAGGCAUACUCAACAGGUUCUUGAAUAGUCGAGGUAUGAGAGCAUUGAGCCUGUACUUAGAAGGUGAAAGUGGACUCGGGCACAUCAACAUGUGUGCUUAGAAUGUCCCCCCAGGAACGUGAAGACCUCAGUGAUCAGUCUGUUUCCGGCACUGCAGCUCUCAGGCUCCCAUUCUGACUGCAAGUAAAAAAAAUGGAGUGCGCAGACAGCCUGUGGUCUUCAAACGGGGGCAAUAUUGUCUUACUGUUUGUCUUCCUUGUCAGAUCUCGAUGAAGUGAUAGUUACUAAAAAUGCAUUUCUCACUGUCACCCCCAGUUGUUAUUCAGAGAAUUUAGUGUUUGGUUUAGUAGCCUGGCAAGGGAUUUGAUGCCUGAAGCAAAAACUGGCUUUGAGAGAGACAGGUGACAAAACACAGUUAACUUGGACAGACCUUAUGGGCUGGGAGGGCUGGUAAGUACAAAAGAGCAUUUCAGUGUAUUGUCACAAGAACGAAGGCGCGUGCUCUUGUGGGCACAAGAAAUCUUAGGGUUGUCAGGAUGACGUGGUGGGAAGUGGAUUUCCAAGUUGUCUUAAUUCUUCAUUACGUCCUAAAACUGUUUCCUGUUAUAGUGCUAUUACAAAUGAUUGAGGGGAUAAUUAUGCUUUAAUUACAUAUAUAUAUUUUAAAAACCAGAAUGUUUGGGCUACCUGUAAUUAGGUUAAAUUCAUUUGUUAACUUGGGAGGUUAUGGGGUCCAGUUGUUUGGUCAAGCAAGCACUGGCCUGAUUGUUACUCUGAGGAUAUUUUGUAAACUUAAAUCAUCAGUCAGUGGAUCACAGAUGUAACGAACUGAGGAGACGGCCUUCAACAGUGAGUGAAGUCUCAUCCAAUCAGUUGAAGGCUUUAAAGGGGGAACUGAUGAUUUCAACAGUCCAGAGAAUUUCCAUCUCUCCUUCAGCCAGCCAGCUUCUCCUGGGGAAUUCAUCAAAAACUUUCAUCAGAUUCCUAGUUUGCAGCCUGCUCUGUGGAACUUGGACUUGCCCAUCCCCAUAGUCACAUGUUUCUUUAGAGACUCUUUUAACACUACCCGUUAAAAUUUUCUAUUAUUUUUGAUAAAUUUGAAAUACCUUAUUUACUACUUUAUUACUUACCUGGUUAUACUUUUAAAACACUACAGUUUGUUCAAAGCAGUUUGCUGUAAAUUAUCUCACAUUUCCCGUUUGGCUUUUACAAACAGCCCUCACACAGAGUAGGCAUUGGAGAUCCUUGUCAGCCACGUUCAAUUGAUUUGGAUUGAGUUGAGCCACAACCCUGUUUAAACUAAUAACAACCAACUUGCUGUUGGGUGAAGAGAUCUGGCUGGCUUUGGAUUCGUUUUCUUCUAUCCAGAUCUGAUUGCCCGCUUUGUCACUAAUUGUGUUACUUUAAGCAAAACACCCUUUGCUUGUUUCCUCCUCUGUAAAUUGGAGAUAAUAGAAGUUCCGAUCUCAUAGGAUAAUUAGUGAAUCAAGAGAAAGAAUCCAGAGGGAGGGCCAGGAAGAGAGUACAUUAAACACUCUCAGUGAAUAUGUCAGCUUCAUUUUACAGAUGAACAAGGUGAAAUGAGUGUGACUAGCUCAAGCUUGAGGUUGUAAGGCACAGCUCUUCCAAGAUACUAAAAUAUCCAAGAUUGUGACUGUAAUAGUCAAUCUGUGCUGAAAACCAAACAUUUCUGGGUUUUGCCUCUCCAGGUAGAUGGUGGGAUUGCAUUUCCCUUUUGCAAGUUUCACCCAAACAUGCGACCAUAUGGACCCAUGGCUAAGGUUUCUCAUGGAGUCAUACAAGUCAGUGGCCCAGACCUUGAGCUUCAUUAGCUUUGCUGUAAACCUCCCUUUGUCCACACCCUCCGCUUUGUCUGAGCAUUUACAGAUACAGUCUUCUCUCCCAAAAUCUAUUUUCUCUUGGGCAUCCAGAAAGGCUGGUUGGUCCUGAGUUGUCAUUUGCAAGUGCAGUGUGAACAGGCCCUCUCCCUGGCCAGGGCAGCAGGAUGACAAAGAGAUUUUGGAACAGAACAGGUCACUGCUUCACCACUUCAAGAAUUCUGGGUUAGUACCCCAGUGGAAAGGAAGAAAAGAGGGGCUGGAGGAGACCAGAGGGUGGGAGGCCCAGACUUCAAGCCUUUCCAGCUGACCUGUGGCAGGUAACGGAUGAGAAGGGAAAAAAGGACAAACCAGGAUGGAUGAAAUGUUCUUUCAUUGCUUCGAAUGGCACAAAAGUCAUCAGGACAGCACUUUGUGGUGUAAAGACAGGGCUCCCCAGCUCCAGGUUGACGAGCUUUCCUGCCCCCACCAUCACUUGUAAGCUGGUGCAGUCUGAGCUGCUGCACAUCUGGGUCCUUCCACCCUUGGCCCCUGGCCUCUUGUCCCCCACACCGGUCUCAGGACUCACAGCCCAGCCCAUUUGGGUUGCUCACUUCCUGCCACCACCACGGGAAAGGGAUGGCACUGAGCCUCUCAGGCACAUUGGAACCCCAUGAAACAUCGUUCUCUCUUUACCCUGGAAUAGGAACAGGGGUGUCUAUCUUGGGGGAGCCAUCACUGCUUUGGAAAAGUGGGGGCCUGCGAUUUAUAUCUAGCUCUAUCCCUUCCCACCUAUACAGUUUCACCCAAGUUUUUAUAAAGAGCUCUAUAGGCAAUACUCCAAGACAGCCCACUGGUUAGCCACCCAACCCUCAGCCAGAUUGGGGCCCUGAGCCCCUAACCUUCUGCCCCUUCUCCUACAGACAAUCUACAAGUGCCACGAGUUUGCAUUUUGUCUGCAAACCAGUCUGUGGGCUGAAUAGAGUUCGUCAGAGUCUGAGAACAUCUCUGGUUCAUCCUUAGUGCUUUCCUGGCACAUAGGGAUGGGCUCAAUGUUUAUUGAACAAAGAGAAAGACGAAAACGCCAUCAGCACCAAUGAGAUGCUAAUCACAGCUGCUGGCAAACCCCAUAUAGAAGUUGGCAAGACAGCAUCAAAAGUCAACCAAUUGGACAUGCAACAAAUUGGUUGGAACCCAAGGGCAUUAAGUUGGGUGAAAAAAGGCAAACUCAAAAGGUUACAUACUGGAGGAUCCCAUUUAUAUGACACUGUUGAAAUAGCAUAAUUAUAGAGAUGGAGAACAGAUGAGGGGUUGCCAGUGAUUGGGGGCCGGGGAAUGUGGGAAAGCCUGCAGGAGCCUGUGGUGACAGAGCAGGAAUGCAUCCUGACUGGUAGUGUUUACUUGAAGCUACAUGUGUGAUAGAAUUGCAGAGUGAAACACACACACACGUGCAUGAAUUACUGAUGAAAUCAGAAUAAGUACACAUCAAUUUCAUGGUAUUGAUGUUACACAAAGAUGCUAUUGCUUGGGGAGGAGGGGCAAAGGGUGUAUGGGACCUGCCUGUACAUUUUUUUGCAACUCCUUGUGAAUCUAUAAUUAUUUUGAAAUAUAAAUAAGAAAAGGUCAGCCAGGUAGGGAGACACUCUCCAGACCUCGCCUUCCCUUCUCUCCAUUGUGCUAUAGCAGCCCCGGCUUUGCCCACCCUCCCUAUGCUGCAGUUUUCUGAGCUUAGCUUAGGUGAGAGAACAGGUAACUCAGGGUUUGAGCCACAGAAAGGUGAGAGGACUGGGAGGACAGGUCAAUGGUCUGGAAGGCAGUUUGGGCUGGACUUCAAUGUUCACACUUACUGUGGGAUCCAGGAAAUAAAGAACCUUGUUGAAAGCUG